AUGUAUUUAAAAGGUCAAUUUGGGAGUUAUAAACAAGACUUUGGAUAUGUGACGGUGAGAGAAGGCGCUCACAUGUUCUACUGGUUGUUCUACACGACUGCCCCAGUGGAGCACUACACUGAGAGACCGUUGAUCGUAUGGCUGCAAGGAGGACCUGGUGGGUCCUCCACUGGCAUCGGUAACUUCCAGAUCCUUGGCCCACUGGACACGAACCUUCAAGAGAGAAAUCAUACAUGGAUAAAAAAUUUCAAUGUUAUCUUCUUGGACAACCCUGUUGGCACUGGAUUCAGUUAUGUUGACGACCCUAGUCUGUUGACGACAACGAACAAAGAAAUCGCUUUGGAUUUUGUUUCUUUGAUGAGGGGAUUCUAUGAAAAACACCCUGAGUUUGAAACUGUCCCUUUGUACAUUUAUGGACAGUCGUACGGUGGGAAGAUGGCUGUAGAUAUGGCCAUCCAAAUGGUUGAAGCACAAAAAGCUGAAACCAUUCGGUCCAACCUACGUGGAUUUGCCAUGGGUAACGCAUGGAUAUCACCAGUUGAUGCCGUCCUCACCUGGGCGCCUCAACUACUAGCUGCAGGACUUGUGGAUGAUGAUGGAUACAAUGAUAUUCAAGUCGAAGCUAGAGAAACUGAACGGUUGUUCAAUUUAGGAGCGUAUGUCAAUUCGACCAUUCAAUGGGGCGCGACACAGCAAAUGAUUUUUCAUGUCACAUCCAAUGUCGACUUCUAUAAUAUUUUGACUAAGAUGCCAGCACCACCUAAUGCUGCUGAUACAAGAACUGCGUCCGAACUAGCAAGAGAUAUGAUGAUAUAUAACAAGCCGUAUAUGUUGGAUACUAAACAAACAUUAAAUCUUAACACCUUAAUGAAUACCCUAGUGAAACAAGCUCUACAGAUUCCAGAACAUGUUACCUGGGGCCAACUUUCAAUGGCCGUGUUUAAUACUUUGAAUGAAGAUUUUAUGAAACCAGUAACAGAAGGAAAAGAUAAUUGUAAAACAUCAAACUUUCUUUUUCCAGUUGAGAAAAUUUUAAAUGAAACUGAUUUGAUUGUAACAAAAUAUAACGGAAAUCUGGACCUCAUAUGUAAUACACCUGUAGUUACUGCUGUUGUAGUAGCAGCAGGACUUGGAGUCUUGAUCUGGUGGCUAGUUACAAAUAAUGAUGUUAUUACAGAUAAUGAUGGCCGUUAUGAAACAAUAAUACUAGACGGAGAGGGUUUCGGAAAUGUCAAUUACAUGGCAGCCUUCACCAGAAUUCCUGAAGGCGGUGAUGUAUUCUGGUGGUUUUACCCUACAUUAGCUGAGAUUCCUACCCAAAGGCCUAUUGUACUCUGGUUGGAUGGCGUCACUGGCCUUCCUCCCAGUCUGCUGGCAAAUUUUGGAAUGUUUGGACCUUUCGACUUAAAUUUAAAUCGAAGAAACAACUCUUGGAUUGAUCAAUAUAAUUUACUGUUUAUGGACGGACCUUUAGGGUCUGGCUUUAGUACAGUCGCAGAUAAUGGUGAAAUACCGCAAAAUCUGGAGACCAACACAAAUCAUACGAUCUUGACUCUAAAAUCAUUUUAUGAACAAAAUAGCGAAUUUUAUGAAACACCACUUUAUAUUUUUGGUCAAGGCUAUGGUGGGCAAAUGGCGGUUAUGCUUGCUUUAGAACUUAAUAACAUGGAAAGCUUUUCACCAAAUUUAAAGGGAAUCGUUUUAGGCAAUGCAAUCAUUUCGCCAGCUUUGGUUAUUACUAAAUUAGGUUUUUAUUUGGAAGAAUUGGCUUACGUUGAUUUUAGUGGACGCGCAGCUAUAGAAAGUUUAUCAAAUGAAAUUAAUGAAUUGGUUGAUCAAGGAAAACUAGAGUCAGCUUACGACCAUUUCCUGACAUUAGACAAAUUUAUAAAUGAGAAUGCCGGUGCUGUCGCUGUUAAUUUAGAAUAUAUAGUGGAAAAGGUUACACGGGAAUCAAAUGAUUUCGAUUUUGGCCAAACCAAAGCUCUAAAAGAAGUAACUAAUCUUAAUAUAAAAUUAGGACAAUUCAUGGAUGAAGUUGUGGCUCCUGCUUUGGGUAUUUCUAACCCAAAUUUUGAUAGACAAAGAGAAGCUAUAAUUCAAAGUUUCAAAGAAAAUUUCAUGAAGCCAGCGACAAACAAAGUGGAGGAGGUGCUUGAUAAUACCAAUAUCAGUGUGACAAUUUACAACGGAAAUUUAGAUGCAGUGUCCAAUACUCCAGGUCAACUGCAAUGGAUCAACAGUCUUCAGUGGGACGGUCAAGAGCAGUUCUUGAACAGUUCAAGACAAACACUCAUUAUAAACAAUCAGAUUGAAGGCUACUUCAGGGAAACGGAUAAAUUCACCUUCUACUGGAUCAACGUAGCUGGUUUAUCGGCACCUUUGGAUAAUCCCGUAGCAAUGAGAAGAGCCAUACAGAGGAUCAUGGAUAGUUAAUAAAAAUUAAAUAAUUAAACAUCAUAAUAUCUCUCUUUUUAUUAGAUACUUAUCUGUUUCGUCGAAAAUAAUUUAGAAAGAAAAAAAUUAUAAUCCAAGCAC
This is a messenger RNA of Diatraea saccharalis (sugarcane borer), 2538 nucleotides long. NCBI's taxonomy places the organism in Eukaryota, Metazoa, Arthropoda, Insecta, Lepidoptera, Crambidae. The record is from the annotation of a GenBank genome assembly.